GGGUUCUGUUGGUGGGUUCUAUGGCUGGAAGGUCAGUCUGCAGUGGAAGAUGGGGAACUAUCGUCGUACUCUGCGAGCAGCAGGUUGUCCCGAAGUAAAGAUAAAUUCUUUAAAACACAAACAUGGUGAAAAUACAAAUACCAAGAAAGUCAAAAAGCCCAGGAAGGCUGAAGUCAAUUUUUAUCCUGAUUAUCCAGCUGGAGAGAACAAACGAAGCCUAGAAGAAGAACGUUUAGCAUUGCUGUCUGAGGUUCAGAAAAAUGACAACUAUCAAAUUAUUAAACAAAAAAUGGAAAAAACAUUUGCUUACAGAAGACAUGAAGUAAUUGAAGAUGUGCCCUUCAUUGUUGACUUCCAAAGCAGAUGGCCUGCUCUGUUUUGUGAAUAUGAGAUUGCUGCUGAGUUCACUCGAAUCAACACCAUCCCACUAAUUCAAACAUUUAUGUCAAAACUGGAUUGUUACACAAGCAAGCUGACCAGCAUCUACCGAAGAAAAGGAGGAGUUGCAGGACGUAAAAUUAGCAAAUUAAUGGCUGCCAUUGACCAGAAUGAUACCAUCUCAACUCGGAGAGCGUGCAUUGUCAGAGCACUUUCUGUGUAUCUAAAUGAAGACUAUGAAAACCUCAUGAAGGAGUAUGCAGACGCAGACUCUGAGAAUGCAGAAAGAGACAUGGCCAACACAGUCAUUGGAAUUUACAUCAUCAGACCUGAAGAUGCAGAAGUCUGUGACCUACCAUCAGAUGUUGGACUCAUUGUUGAGGGAGUGAAAGUCCUUCAAAAUCUUGCCGAUGUCACCAAGGCUUGUGCUCUUCUUUUGGGAGUCAUAUACAGCUUGAAUCUCAGCUAUCCACCAGACCUAAAGUACACUUUUGAGUUCUUUCAAAAAGUGUUACUAGGACUUGAUGCACAGAAACUUUCACACAAAAUACAGGUGCUCAAAAACAAACUUGUUGAUUGAAUCAUCACAUCUUUAUUUCUUUCAUUUUGUUUUUCCGAGAUCUGUGACGGUUAAAUUGUCUGUGGUUUUAAAAAUUAGGGGCCAGUUUUAAUGUUACCAUUGUUGAUGGCCAUUUGGAGUUUUGCAACUUUUUGGAGCAUGCUGCCUAUCUUAAGCAGACUUGUUUUAUUGUUUUUAGGAACUGUGAACUUGAAAUUGUUUGCAAGUUGUUUACAAAAAAAUGGAGGCCAGUUUUAAUGUUUCCUUUACCAAAGCUUCCAAACAUUUUAAAUAUAAAAAAAUUUAAUGUCGCAGCAUUUUAUGGUGUGCUCCCUGACUUGAACAAAAUUUCCUUUUGUUUUAUUUUUCUAAUUAAAAUUAUUUAUUAUUAUAUUUGAAGGCAGUUGCACAUUGUAUGACUUUGGGAAGAAUGUAGGCAGUUGAAUAGAAUUUUUUUUUUUUUUUUAACAAACUGUGACAUUUAAGCUGUUUGUGGUCAUUUACAAAAAUAGAGUCCAGUGUUAAUUGUUGGCACAAAGGAUCUGAAAUAUCAGACAGGGAGUUGUGCAGCAUUUGGAGGUAUCCUGUUUAAUUUCAACAGACAUUUGAUCAAAGUAAGAUUUUUAUAAUUUCUUGAAGACAGUUGCACUUUAAAAGAACUUGUAAAGAAUGUUUACUAUUUAAAUGAUUAUGUUGUAGUCUAAUUGUUUCCAAGGACCUGGUUGUCUAU
Messenger RNA from Clarias gariepinus (North African catfish), 1667 nucleotides. RefSeq lists its product as uncharacterized. The record is from RefSeq and is a predicted model, not a curated record. The coding region runs from base 50 to 958 and encodes 302 amino acids. Lineage: Eukaryota; Metazoa; Chordata; Actinopteri; Siluriformes; Clariidae. The transcript has 4 exons.